CCUUCUAAGCUUCAGGACCGCAGCCACGCCCCCCCGGGACCCUGACCCCUCCCAGCUCCAGACCCCGGAGCACUCGUCCUGCCCUCGGCCUGUGAGAAAGAUGCCACCGUUGCUCUGCCGUCCCGGCCACCGCGUUCUUCUCCUCCUCUUGGCCCUGCUGCUGCCCUCGCUGCCCCUGGCCUAUGCCCCCGCGCCCCUGGGCCCCGCCGCCGCUCUGCUCCAAGCUCUCGGGCUGCGCGACGUGCCCUCGGGCGCACCCAAGCCCCGGUCAGUACCCCUCAUCAUGUGGCGCCUGUUUCGUCGCCGGGACCCCCAGGAGGCCAGGGUCAGCCUGCGAUGGACGUCCUCAGGGGCCACUCUACGACCGUGCCACGUGGAGGAGCUGGGGGUCGCCGGAAAUAUCGUGCGCCACGUCCUGGACCGUGGUGCCCACGCCCGGAUCCUGGAGCCCUUGGCCGCAGGGCAGUGCCCGAAGUGGAUCGUCAUCUUUGACCUGUCAGCUGUGGAACCCACCGAACUCCCGAGCCGAGCCCGCCUGGAGCUGCGCUUCGCGGCGGAGGAAGCAGCAGCGGGCACAGCUGGCGGCUGGGAGUUGAGCGUGGCUGGGGCGGCCGAGGGCGCGGGUGUGGGCCCGGUGCUGUUCCGCCAGGCGGUGGUCUCUCUGGGGACGCCAGUGCGUGCCGAGCUGCUGGGCACCACCUGGGCCCACAACGCCUCAGUACCACGCAGCCUCCGCCUAGUGCUGGCGCUGCGCCCCCGGGCCAUUGGUACCUGCGCGCACCUGGCCGAGGCCUCGCUGUUGCUGGUGACUCUUGACCCGCGCCUGUGCCACCCCCUAGCCCGGCCUAGGCGAGAAGCUGAGCCCACGGUGGGCGGAGGCCCCAGGGGCUCGUGUCGUGCUCGGCGGCUCUACGUGAGCUUCCGCGAGGUGGGCUGGCACCGCUGGGUCAUCGCGCCACGUGGCUUCCUGGCAAACUACUGCCAGGGCCAGUGCUCACUGCCCGCCAUGCUGCCCGGGCCCGGGGGGCCACCCGCGCUCAACCACGCUGUGCUGCGCGCACUCAUGCACUCGGCAGCCCCCGGCCCUGCCGGCCUGCCCUGCUGUGUACCUGCGCGCCUGUCACCUAUCUCCGUACUCUUCUUCGACAACAGUGACAACGUGGUCCUGCGGCACUAUGAGGACAUGGUGGUGGACGAGUGUGGCUGCCGCUGACAGACCGGGCAUAAGAGGGGGCACAAUAAACACUGGGUGGUUUGAGCUGCAUUAUUUCUGUCUUGUCACCU
Miniopterus natalensis is the source of this 1284-nucleotide messenger RNA. RefSeq names its product growth differentiation factor 1 (gene GDF1). NCBI's taxonomy places the organism in Eukaryota, Metazoa, Chordata, Mammalia, Chiroptera, Miniopteridae. The record is from RefSeq and is a predicted model, not a curated record. Gene Ontology annotation, molecular function: cytokine activity; growth factor activity. Gene Ontology annotation, cellular component: extracellular region.